AUUAUCGAAGGAGCAAGCAAUCUGAGCCGUGCACGUACAUACGUACUAGAAGAGAAUAAAAGCUUGCUUUCGAUCGAUAAUGUCUGCUAUCGCCGUACCCAUAUGGCUUCCACUUCUCCUUCUUCUCCCCAUUCUGCUACUCAUGAAAAACAAAAUUCAUGGUCGGAGGCAAUACAAAAACCUUCCACCAAGCCCUCCAAACCUUCCCAUUAUAGGCAACAUGCACCAGAUUGGUAAUUUGCCUCAUCAAUCUUUGUCGCAACUCGCCAAGACAUAUGGCCCCGUGAUGCUGCUCAAAUUCGGUGCUAAACCGAUUGUUGUUAUCUCUUCUGCUGAGGCUGCAAAAGAGGUCUUGAAAGUUCAUGAUCUCGACUGUUGCAGUCGACCUCUCUCAGCCAGCGCUGGAAAAUUGACGUACAAUUAUCAGGACAUAGUCUUUGCACCUUAUGGCGAGUAUUGGCGAGAGAUAAGGAAAGUCUGUGUUCUUGAGCUUUUUAGCGCGGCAAGGGUGCAGUCAUAUCGGUCCAUCAGGGAAGAAGAAGUGGCUUUGCUUGUGAAUACAAUAUCUCAGUCUUCAUCUUCUGCAACCCCUGUGAAUCUCUUGGAGAAGAUGUUGCCUCCUACUGCAAGUAUUCUCUGCAGGAUUGCUUUUGGAAAGAGCUUCCGGGGGAGUGAUUUGGAUAAUGAGAAGUUUCAAGAAGUUCUUCAUGAGGCUGAAGCCAUGCUUGCAAGCUUCACUGCAGCUGAGUUGUUUCCAUACGUGGGAUGGAUUGUGGACAGGCUCUCUGGUAAAUUUCAAAGACUUGACAAGAUUUUCCAUGAGUUGGAUAACUUUCUACAACUGGCAAUUGAUUUUCAUCUCAAUCCCGACAAGACAAAAGAGGAACACGAAGACCUCGUCGAUGUGCUGCUCAGAAUAGAAAGGGAGCAAGCAAAGUCUGGUGGAGCUCCGUUCACAAGAGAUAACAUUAAGGCGAUCCUCUUCGAUGUAUUUCUAGGUGGAAGCAACACUGCUGCAGUUACCACGGUAUGGGCAAUGGCAGAGCUUGCAAGGAACCCGCGAGUGAUGAAGAAAGCACAAGAAGAAGUCAGAAAUCUCGUUGGAAACAAAGGAAAGGUCGCAGAAAGCGACACUCCUAAUCUUCCUUACCUCAAGAUGGUAAUGAAAGAAACUCUCAGAUUGCACCCUCCGGCCGCAAUGCUUCUUCCAAGAGAAACUAUGGCACCUUUUAAGAUCAGUGGUUACGACAUUUGCCCAAAAUCAUUGCUGCAAGUAAACAACUGGGCAAUAGCAAGAGACCCUGAAUACUGGAAAAACCCAGAAGAAUUCAACCCAGAAAGGUUCGAUGAUAGCUCUAUUGAUUAUAAGGGGCAAAACUUUGAGUUAUUGCCAUUUGGAUCUGGUCGAAGGGGUUGUCCUGGGAUGCAUAUGGGAACGACCACAGUUGAGGUUGCACUCGCCAAUCUUUUGUACUCUUUCGAUUGGAAAUUACCCAGCGGGAUGAAAGAGGAGGACAUUAACAUGGAAGAAUCGACUGGUCCGGGCCUUACCCAGAAAAGAACACCAUUGAAACUAGUUCCAGUCAAGGUUUUUUAGUGGGAGUCAGGAAAUAGCAUUAGCCGAAGAGCAUCCCCUCUGGAGUAGCCUCUUUUGUCGAUACAUAUAUAUGCUGCUACAGUAUUUCAUGUGAAAUAAGUGGCAGCAAAUAAAUGGCGUGUAUGCCUUGAUUUGUUUCUAGUGAUCAUUGUUAAUUUCUCUUAUUACUAAUAAAUGAUAUUGUAAUUGAGCACAAAACCCCCUUCAUGACUGUGGAGACUUUGGGUAUUGUUAUUGAUCAAUUUAUCAUUUUGUAUUA
Carya illinoinensis is the source of this 1856-nucleotide messenger RNA. RefSeq names its product cytochrome P450 71B9-like. The transcript has 2 exons. Gene Ontology annotation, molecular function: heme binding; monooxygenase activity; iron ion binding. The coding region runs from base 80 to 1597 and encodes 505 amino acids. The record is from RefSeq and is a predicted model, not a curated record. NCBI's taxonomy places the organism in Eukaryota, Viridiplantae, Streptophyta, Magnoliopsida, Fagales, Juglandaceae.